Molecule: messenger RNA, 315 nt
Organism: Ostertagia ostertagi
Lineage: Eukaryota; Metazoa; Nematoda; Chromadorea; Rhabditida; Trichostrongylidae
Source: the annotation of a GenBank genome assembly
AUGAGAGCCGAAGUUCCACCGCCAAAACUCCACCCAGAGCUCGUUGAAUCUCUUCGCGUUCUUUUCGACAUCCUGGAUACGUCACGUACUGGACGAGUGCGAUACGAAACGUUGUGCGCAAGGUUCAGAGAAUUGAAGCAUCCGCAACUGCCACCUACAUUCCUUUCUUGUGUUGGUAAAGUUGCUUCUGCGAAUGGUCUGAUUACCUUCGAGCGUUUUUUGACGGCAGCGAAGCUUUCUCAUCGAGAUUCAUUCGAAAUCAAUAACAACAGCCUCUAUCGUGUUCAAAGCGAGGGACUUUUAAGUCAAAAGUAA